GCCUCGGAAUGGGUCCGGCCACUUAUAUCCAUUCCCCGUUGCCCAGUUGCAGCGUGCAUUGUCGACUUGCAGCCGUUCACUUCUACUCUCCAUAUACCUGACAUGCCAUUUCCGUUAUAAUUGACCCUCCAUGGACGAGGGUUCCGAUCCGAAGGCCCCUCGACGUAAGAGGGUUUCCAGAGCUUGUGACAGAUGUCGGAGCAAAAAGGACAAAUGCGAUGGUUUACGUCCUGCCUGCUCGGCUUGUCAGGCCUCGGGCCAGACUUGUUCCUACGACCCGCAUGCGAAAAAACGUGGAUUGCCGGAGGGAUACGUCCGGGGACUAGAGAAACUCUGGGCGUUGUCGAUCUGUAACAUCGAUGGGUUCGAAGACACCAUGUUGGCCCUUUUGGGCUCUACGGCCGAAUCGGCUGGUCGUCGAGAUCAUCUCAUGAAUCUCUGGUCCAAAGAUGGAGCAUCUGAAACGAUGCACGAGUCCUGGAAAACCAGCCGGCUAUAUGGUGCCCUGGAAAAUUUGUUGUCAAACUCCGAUGCUUCGCCGUCGCGCGGUUCUGAAAAGCGCCCUCGCGAGGAAAUCGACGAUUUCUCCAACGGUGAGGGUACGGCAUGGGGGUUUCGCCUAGAACGCAGCUCGGCCUCUUUUUCACCGAGUGCUCCGCGCGUGGUAGAACCCUCCAAAACGUCCCCUCGCGCUAAGAGAGCUCGCCUUUCUGUUUCAUCAGAUAGUCGGCCCAUCUCGCUUGACCCAGGCUCUAAAGGUUCGCUUCAGUUGCCACCUCAGACCUCGCAGCUUUUAGAUGAUUACUUUGCCGUUACCCACUCGUGGUUCCCCAUCCUCGCUAAGCAUAACAUUCUCCGGGCAUCAUACCUUUACGUUAACGGCCCCCUACCGCUUACCAAUACCACCCCGGGAUCCGGCAAUCAUGCCGCACUCUGGGCUAUACUUAGCUAUGCCAUCUCUCAGUCUCAAACGGACACGCGGGAUGGGUCGCUAGAGAAGCUCGACCGGACGAAGGAAUAUUAUGCCACCUCUCGCUCCUUGAUCCCAUCCGAGACCGCCCAAUAUGAGAUAGGCCACGUGCAAGCGCUGCUACUGUUGACCAUGGUGAAUAUCGGUCUCGAGGACUGGACGGCCGCCUGGUUGCUGAGCGGCCAGGCAGCUCGGAUGGCCAUUUCAAUGGGUCUGGGCGCAUUGGCUGAUGUCCGACGAUCGGACGAUCUGAGACAAGGAAAAGCAGUGUUUCUUGGAUGCUUUGUCAUCGAUUCACUGCUGUCGUUUCGUAUCUCUCGAAGGCCAUGUAUGCAUACCCGAGAUCUAGCUUCAGUGGGACUCCUGGAAGAGGACGGCUUGGAAGAAUGGAAUUCCUGGGCAGAUGUCCUACCACCUACGUCUGGGAAGCAGGGAACAAACUCCCCCCGACGAGGUCCCCUGCUCGCCCUAAGUUGCUUUAAUCGGCUGGUUGAGCUGGCUAGUGUUUUGAAUAAGAUUGCUCGUGAUACUGCGACUGGAGCCAACGCACACAUGUUUGCACAGCAGCUGGUUUUAGAACUCAAGGCAUGGGAUGAUCGCCUACCGCUAGGUUGUCGACUGAUUGGUCCGGAGAGCAUCUACCCUGAGCGACACUCGGCAUUGCUUCCACAUCAAACAUAUCUAGGACUAACUUAUGUCGCUACUUUACUUUGGCUCUAUCUGCGCAUCGCACCCCAUGAGCUCGGGCUGCACCGCUCUCAACGUCCCGCCGUCGAGGGCGCAAAGAAAAUCCUCUAUAGAGCUCUGCCAAUGUUGUCUCAACAUAUGGAAAACUUUCAAAUGUGUGGUCUUCCGCCGGUGUUUGAGUUUGCCAUUUGGACAAUGGCAGAGCAGGCAUUUACCUUGCGCGACAGAAUCGAGUCUGACAUAUUCCCCUUCGGACGAUGGGCCGAAGCCCUUCUUCAACGAACAAGGGAACUCAGCCCAGCGUGGCCCGUUUACCGCGCAUUAACUACAACCAUCGAAUAUUGGUAUCACUCCAGAAGUCCACCGGAAACAGCGUCACCAUCCUUCCACAUUCCUAGCUCAGAAAGCCCGGCUUUAGGAGGUCGCAGUUUUUCCAGCCAUAAUACCUUCGCCGACUCCAUAUCCGCGGCUGCCGCACACCAUCGAAACCCAACCGGGGAGGCGUCUAUGAGUUCAAGGAAUCUUCUUGCAACAUCAGAGCCUGAUUACACCUCAUCCAUACUGGGGAUCCCCAUCCCCGUGGAUACACAAUAUAUGACCCCGAAAGACACGGUUAUGGAUAACACAGAUUUAUCCAUGUUAGAUGUAUCUUUCCAAGAACAACUCCAACAACAACCACCUCGUCCGGCUGAUCGAACACCAACGCGCAUGGAAAAGCCCGACGCAGCAAACGAUUUAGACGCACUGUUGCCUCCUGUGCAUCCCCAUCCGCCCACUCCCGACUCAUCCGUCUCAAACCUCAAAAUGCCCGUGAAUACCUCUAGCAACGACGCCCCUCGAUCCUCCGGGAACAACCUCGAACUAGGCCCCGAAAGCUCAGACAUGCAGGGACACUCCGUAUCUAGCAGCGACAUUGAUUCCAUCUUCAAAGAUCUGGCGUAUCUCGACACCACUGAGUGGGCAACCAGCCGCGAGGCAGGCUUGAAGGACUUCGGAUUCAUAGAUGACAGCACUUUCCACGCUUUCUGCCAUGACCCAGACCGACUCGCUGGGUCCGAGCCCUUGGUUCACCCCCCGUCAAUCGCAGACAUCUGGCCGCCGCCGGGCUUCUUUCCGGAAACCUUUCAGGAUUCCUCGGAAGAUACCAUGGAAGGGUGACAUAGGGACAUGGCUCGAUUCCUCCACCUCAGCGUUUUUACUAACAUACAUAUCUCUUUCUUACCCGCAUGCCUGGGUAGUAAUCUAGCAUGGCUGUAGCAGAUUACUCACGUGAGAUCAUUACAUCCCACUCAUAUUUAUCAUAAUACCCCGGGGUUAUUGGCAUGCAUACUAAGGCUGCAUAGUAAUGUCUUAAACGUCGACUUCCGACUCAUGUACGCUUCUCUUCGUUGGAUAUAUGCCAUCUGUGUUGGUUUUUGGGUUUCUGUGUGGUGCUCUAGAGCUCG
Aspergillus steynii IBT 23096 is the source of this 3102-nucleotide messenger RNA. RefSeq names its product putative C6 transcription factor. Gene Ontology annotation, biological process: DNA-templated transcription; positive regulation of transcription by RNA polymerase II. The record is from RefSeq and is a predicted model, not a curated record. NCBI's taxonomy places the organism in Eukaryota, Fungi, Ascomycota, Eurotiomycetes, Eurotiales, Aspergillaceae. The coding region runs from base 131 to 2815 and encodes 894 amino acids. Gene Ontology annotation, molecular function: DNA binding; zinc ion binding; DNA-binding transcription factor activity, RNA polymerase II-specific. The transcript has 2 exons.